GUGAAACAGCAACCGGAAGUGCAGCGCGAGGCGGCGAGCAACUGGUGGCCACCACAAUGGAGGUCUUUGCCUGGGGUGCCAACUCUCACGGCCAGCUCGGCCUUGGCUUUGAAUCGGAGUUGUGCAUGACACCGCAGCGCCUCACCCGACACUCAUUUGCCCCCCAACUCGUGCGCUGCAUACGCGGCGGCGGUGGGCAUGUCCUCAUCCUGGACACAAAUGGACGGGUGCAUGCCUGCGGCUGGAAUAAUCGCGGGCAGCUGGGUCUGGAUUCGAUGGAGGAGUGCCACAAUGAGUUUCGAAUGAUUCCCACAGAGUACUUUGAGGAAGUUCCCAUUGAAACAGUCAGCUGCGGCUGGGACAUCUCUGGCGGCAUAACGCUGACCAAGCGACUAUUUGUCUGGGGCUCCAAUGCCUUCCAGCAGCUGGGCAUUUGUCAGCGUGGCUUCAUGGCCGUGCGUCGGCCCCUGCCCGUGCGUCUGCCCAAGGAGGAGCCCGCUGUGGCCAUCAGCUUUGGGUUGCGUCACUGUGCCGUGCUCACGCAAGACCACAAGAUCUAUGUGUUUGGGCGACUGCGCGUCAUGGACCCGCCGCCCAUCGAGCUGGACAUUACGGCCACCACGCUGCAUCGCUGCAACACAAUGAAGGUCCAGGUGCACAAUCCGAAGGAGCUGCGCAUCGUUGCCAUGUCCAGUGGCCAGCAUCACAUGCUGCUCAAGUGCGUGGACCUCAGCCAAGAGGGCGGCAGCACCAAGCGCAUACUGUCCCUGGGCGACAACAAGUUCGGACAGUCCAAUGCGUUUCUCUUCGAGGCGGAUGUGCGCCAGCUGGCCGUCGGCUGGACACACAAUGCGGCUGUGCUGCGAAACAACGAGAUCCUCAUGUGGGGUCGCAACUGCUACGGACAGCUGGGCACGGGUUCGAUCAGUGAGCAGCAGGCUGUGCCCAAGCCAUUGAGUCUUCAGCUGCCAGAGGGUCAGACGCCUGCGCGAGUGCACAUGGGUGCAGAGCAUGGACUGCUGCGUACCACAGCGGGUGAGGUGUACACCUGGGGCUGGAACGAGCACGGAAAUUGUGGCAACAACAGCACAGAGAAUGUUUGCAACCCUACGCUGGUGGAAUUGCCGGGCCCCGUGAAGUUGGCUGGAGCUGGCUCUGGCUUCUGUUAUGCCAUUUGCGAGUCGUCUGUUAACUAAUUUUAUAAUUAAAUGUUGUACAAAUGUUGAAAAUGCCUGCCAGCUAUU
Messenger RNA from Drosophila guanche, 1244 nucleotides. Its product is annotated as secretion-regulating guanine nucleotide exchange factor. The record is from RefSeq and is a predicted model, not a curated record. The coding region runs from base 57 to 1196 and encodes 379 amino acids. The transcript is spliced from 4 exons. NCBI's taxonomy places the organism in Eukaryota, Metazoa, Arthropoda, Insecta, Diptera, Drosophilidae.